AUGGGUUCCGCAGGAUCAACGCAGCACCCGGCCGUGGAAGCCCACUGCAUGACUGAAGUCCUCGAAGCCCUCCAAAACGCCAUCGAAACCACCAAGCCUGGCGAGGACGUGGUGAUCCCGACACAGGCCAUCGAACUGUUCCAGCGCUAUCACAGGAGCGGAGACGCAUCGCGGUUGCCAGACGUUCUGUUGUUGCUUGAAAAGGGACCCUGUGAGAGGCUGGAUGCCACUUCUUUCGGAUUCAUAGUCGACUUGUUCCUCAGAUCAAAACCUUGCGCGGCGAGGGACAAGGGCUUACAUCUCCUGCUUGUAGGCCUCCCAGUCCUGACGUCCGUCGUGGAGGAAUCAGUACGAAAUCUGACGGAUAAGGCACGGAACGGACACGGCUCCGGAUCUGGGCUUGCCGCAUACCAGAGAAAGUCAGGGCUCGGAGACAAGUGUGGCAGGGCCGUCUUCGAGUCGUUGCUGAGAGAGAGCCCAUUGGAAGCGCGCAGAUGGGUAAAUAUCACGCCAUUCCCCCUCUUGCGAAUCGGCGCAAUAGUCUUGAACGGCGGUGCGGAUUACGAUUUGAAAUUCACGGCCGCGUUGAUAAUCCAGCAACUCAAGCCGGUGUGCCCCGAUCCUGCAUCGCUUUGGCCACCAGGCACGGACGAGGACAUAUGCCACUGGGGGCCUAAGGUCGGGAGCACGCCGCAUGUGUUGUUCGAGUGUUUCAGCGUCCUAACAGGCUAUAUCGACGGAUAUAUCGCCCCAAGCAGCCCUCAGCCGGGCUACUGUUCGUACGUGCAGAGGGCACGGUCGGGUCUCCAGUUCUGGGGAGGCCAUAGCGACAGCGUCAGUCUUCGGGACCAGGCAUUCGGAAUCGCAUUGAAACCGGAACAAGUCACCUUGUUUAUCAUCAGCGACGGCCGAGCCCAGUUCUUUGAUAUCCCUCGAAACUCCAUUCGUAGUGUGAGAAGCGUCACGGACAAGCCGCGCCUCUGCAUGCAUCUGAUUGCUGGCACGCACUACAGCAGAGACGGAUUGCCCGCGAACGUCGAACAGAUAAACGUCCACUUCUCGGACUUGGAGCUCAGGCACGCGGUAGAAAGUGAAUUGGUUGCUUCUAUGCAGUCCGCUCAGCAAUUGUCGCAAGCACCUUUUGAUUCUCGCGGCCAGGGGAUGCCGGCCUCGACACAGAUCACGGCGGCACGAUGUGCUACAUCGACUGCGAUCGACCUCAGCAUGCCCAGCAAUGGCGAGUCCGCAGCGAGCGACAUCGUAGCCGGGCACGCCGAACUCCCAGCGAAACGAACGGGCAGAGUCGCCUCGUCUGCGGCCGUGGAGCUGCCACCGCCCGACCACAGCUCUGCACCGUCUGAAACCAGCAGACCAGAGACCACAGCGCGCCCGAAACCCGCCAUCAGUGCUGCAGACCAGGCGACCGAGCAGCGACAUUGUGCGAUGAGGUCGUCGGCGGGCGGGGAGGCCGACUUGCUCAAAGCGGUAAGACACCCGCAGCUCGACCGCUCGCUUCUCUCAGCCCACGACAACACGCCGUCCGCCGGGCGAGGAUCCAACUGCGCCCGCGACAUGCAGGACGGAGACGGCUCGAGGCUGAAGCGGCCCCUCCACAGGGUCAGCGGUCCCGUCUCGAGGGCGGACAACGUGGAUUGGGACGAGGACCUGCGAGUUGCGCCCGACGACGAGCCGCAGCCCAGCAGGCCAAAGCAGCAGAAGCGGACGCACAAGCAACGGCCAGCGUCCACAGGCGCCAGACGGGCUGUCCAGCCGAUGCUCUCUCUGAGCCCCCAGCCGCUGCAGAUCCAGUCUGUGCCACGAAGGAAGACAGCCUCAAAGCAGGGCGUGCCGGCGACGCUGGCUUCACUGCGCAAGAAAAAAGCACCUGUAGCGAAAGCCGACCCAGAACUGGCUGUAGCAAAGCAGCCGCUCCGUCUACUAGGUGUCUCUGACGAUCCAAUCGAAUCGAGUACUCCAGAUGUCACCACCACAGCGGGAACAGUCGAUCAGGGUGCAGCUCUCCCAGCCUUGGAGGCCCCAACUGCCCAAGCCGAACCUGGGGGCGACACUGAGAGCAUUACCCUCAGCCUCGGUCCUUUCCCAGCAGCCAAGAUGCUGCAAGACGAUACCUUCCUGGACGAAGAAUUACGGCUACUGUUUGCAUGUCCCAGCAAAUCACCCGGCCAGGGAGCAGACCCAUACGCAUCGCCGGCAUCGAAGCGAAAGAACGUGUCUUCACAUGGCGACACAGUAUCGGCCGCUUCAGGACGCAACACCGACGAAGAUGCGCGGGCGAAUAAACGUUUAAAGGCUGGUCACAACAGAGGAAUGGCCUGGGGCAAUACACUGGCAGGUUUGAUCAAAGAUGCAAAACUUGUCCGCCCAUAUCGACCGUCAUCCAAGAGAAAACCCGUCGAGGAGGACGACACUGUUCCAAAAGACGAGAACGCAACCAAUGCCGCAAAGACAUCUGAAGUUUCCAGAAACGUAUCUCUCUUUAUUGCCCGGCAAAACGCCACGGGACACAAGGCAAAUGCCGGUGAGGAGAUUCCGGGUGAUCUAAGCUCCAGCAAGGAAGAUUGGGACGCCAUAUACUCAAAAGACAAGGCGAAAACAGAGCAAGGAAACACCGCCAAAACUGAGAGUUGCCACGGGAGCAAAAGUGGCUAUGAGAAGGCAGGAAUUGGCAAGGACAUGCAAAUGGAAGCGCGCGUUCAACGAAGCAGUGAUUCCGUGGAUAAGAGCAUACCUGGCAUGGGCAGCGACAGAACCCGCCGGGCUGGGCCAUACUCGCGUGCCUGGGGCCAUGUAUCGCCCGAGGAUGAAGUCUUCCCUGUCAAAUGCACUGGUCAAACUGUUGAUGAGAACGGCAGUCCUCAUCCCAAAGCGAGCACAAAAACUAGGCUGGCGAAGCCAUGCCGGGGAGACAACCAAAUGCAAACGCGUUCUCGAGCAAAGGACAGCCCCCUUCGAGGAGACAGUUCAGAUGACAAGGAGAACGCAUGGCCAGAAAGUGACCUGGAAGGGGACGCCCCGAUGUUUCUUAGUUCCGACCUUUCAGGUCGGACUUUUCCAGCGAGUGCGAAGCCAGCCGCAAUUCCUUUCACUACACGCUCAAUCGGGAAUUUCAGAGCAUGGCAUCGCAGCAGCCACGAGCGCGAUGGUCCCCGGACUGCAGAUGAAACGGAAAGCUACAUCACAUCAAGUUUAGCCACGACCUCGUCCGAAACCAACUGCGACUGCGCCGCCAGUGAAUGGCAGGAGCGGCUGCGAGGCACGAACCAGGCCACCCUAGAUAUUUUAUUGCAAGCAAGCAAUCGCCUAGUGCGACAUUUGGCAGACGAAGAAAGUGCCAUUGCGGAUGUUGUCAGUGUCUAUCAGAAUGGAGGUGCCAGGAUCAUUGAGCAGCUGGAGGACACCCACGAGGAGCGAGCGAUGAGGAUCCGCGCGCAGAUCGAGCCGGUUGAACGGACGCUGGCACAGAUGACUCGGAAGAUUUCGCGCCAACUGGACGACUAUCGGGAGGCGCUGGACAAUCCGUCGAAUGCAAUUGGGCGUCUGGCUGCAACGCGGGACCAGAACCGAAAGCGAAUGUGCCGGCGGAUCGAGGAUGCAAAGACAGAGUGCGAGAAGGACGGCGAGCAUGUGUUGAUCUGA
This is a messenger RNA of Uncinocarpus reesii 1704, 3657 nucleotides long. RefSeq lists its product as uncharacterized. Bases 1 to 3657 code for a protein of 1218 amino acids. The record is from RefSeq and is a predicted model, not a curated record. Lineage: Eukaryota; Fungi; Ascomycota; Eurotiomycetes; Onygenales; Onygenaceae. The transcript has 5 exons.